Messenger RNA from Brassica napus (rape), 1302 nucleotides. RefSeq lists its product as uncharacterized. The record is from RefSeq and is a predicted model, not a curated record. The transcript is spliced from 3 exons. The coding region runs from base 187 to 1143 and encodes 318 amino acids. NCBI's taxonomy places the organism in Eukaryota, Viridiplantae, Streptophyta, Magnoliopsida, Brassicales, Brassicaceae.
AGUAUCAUUGUUUUCGUCUACUAUUUGCAGCUCAGGAGGUAUAACUUGAAUUAGUAUCUUGCUAAAAUUAUGCAUGUUUGUUUCAGUAUCUUGCUGAGGAACAUUGUUUCUACUUUUAGAUAUUUUUGACAACUUUUCAGAGCUCAGACCAAGAUUCCUUCUACAACAACAUCUCAGUAUCUCACCAUGUCCCAAGGUUUUCAGAUAUCUUCCUCUCUCUCUGUAGUGCCACACCACAUCCAUUAUUUUAAUAGAAGUUUUCAACCUCUAAUCCAUUGGGACUUAAGAGCUUUAGUCUCAAAUGUUUUCAAAACAUUAUGUUCUAAACCUUUUUCAUUCAUCAUCUUUCCUCCAAACAACGCAAAACCGAACAUCAUGAUCUGUGCGGAGUCAAAUCACCAGCGGAUAUCCUUCGCUAGCGAUCUAGGCCAAUCAGACAAAGCACCUUCUCUGGAACAACAACAACAACCAUCAGGAGGCCUGGUUCGGAGAGACACAACACUUUUAGAUUCAUCAAGUCCAGAUUUCGAGUUCCACAUUUCAAGAAACUUUGAUGCCUCACCAGCUGAUGAGAUCUUCGCCGACGGGAUGAUCCUUCCUUUCCAAGUAACUAAUGCAUCUUCCAUGCCAAAACGUCUCUACAAGUACGAGCUCCCUCCUAUAGUAUCCACCUCCUCAUCGAUACCUCCUAAGCCAUUGCCAUUGCCAUUGCCACAACACUACAGCGAGAAGGGAACACCAGGAAGCAGCGCAAAUUCUGACUCAGAGGCAGAGAAAACAUCAAAGUCGUUUUGGAGCUUCAAGAGAAGCUCCAGCCUAAACUGCGAUGUAAAGAACAGUCUGAUCUGCUCCUUUCCUCGUUUGACAAGAAGCAACUCAACAGGAUCAUCAGUGAUGAAUUCGAAGAGGGAAAUGCUUAGGGACAUUAACAAGCAUAGCUCGCAGAGACAUGGAGCCCCACGUCCAGAGGCAGAUCCAUUAUCUCACUUGUCUUCUUCUUGUUCUUCUCCUUCCUCUGUCUGCUGCAGCACGUAUCAGUUCAGACCACAAAAGCAAGCUGGAAAGAAUGGGGGCAGCGGAGGAAGCUUUGGGUUAGGAUCGAUCUUACGAGUAUUGAAAGAUAAGAAGACAAAGAACAAGUAAACAAAAGAGUUUUUUCUUUCUCUUCUUCUUUUAAACUCAUGCAAAUGUUGAUUGAUCUUAGUGUUACUCGGUUUUAGUAUGGAUAGAUGUGUAACUUUUGUAUGAUGUUGGCAUGUGUGUCAUUAUAUCCAAAUUGAGUGCACAUCAAACUUUUUAAUU